Suillus plorans is the source of this 7681-nucleotide messenger RNA. RefSeq lists its product as uncharacterized. Bases 188 to 7582 code for a protein of 2464 amino acids. Lineage: Eukaryota; Fungi; Basidiomycota; Agaricomycetes; Boletales; Suillaceae. The record is from RefSeq and is a predicted model, not a curated record. The transcript is spliced from 44 exons. Gene Ontology annotation, molecular function: GTPase activity; GTP binding.
AAGGCACGAUUCAGAGGUCACGAGGACCCCGUUAUAGAUGAUCAUUCCGUCAUGGUCGUGCCAGCACUCAGGCUUGUGAUCAAUCUGGAAGCCUUAACCUCGCCAUUUUUCUCCCACUUAGUAACUCCUAGUACUGGUACUGAAUCCUGAUAGACGCCUUCAACAAGUUCAACUACCUGAGUUCACGAUGAACGAAGAUGUAUUCAAUUCCCGAAGGAGAUAUUCCACUGGGCCACAACCUCCGAUUCUGCUAGUGGAAGCCGCUGUCAGUGAUGCAACUGCAGUUGGUGAAAGCUCGCUGACACCCCGUAGUAACACUCGCCGGUUGCUACAGAAGGUCAAGCAAGGUGUAACUAGAAGACUUUCUUUCUUCAGACUUUCCCGCAGCUACGACUCUGCCCAAGACGUCAAACCUGAAGGUGCAUCAUUAUCUCCGCAUAUCGAGGAUGCGCAUUCUGGUGUGGAAGAAGAUGUUGGUUCCCAACCAAUAGUCGCGCAGGUUCAACAUACCACCUUCGGUGUCGACGAAGGCGCUGGUCUCCAAUCGGUAGUCGCGCAUAUUCACAAUAUCACCGAAGAAGGAUCUGGUCUCCAAUCCGUGGGCACGGAACGUCGAGCUGCAUAUGAGACUACAGAUCACACGAAUACACUUGAAAGGACUCAUACAGAGAUUGAAUCGCCCGGCUUAGACCGAUUUAUGAGCCAGCGCCACGAUAUCUCUACCGCCACAUCUUACUCGGCACAGAAUACAAAAACUAUUUCCUGUGAUCCACUUUCCUAUCCGCAUUGUCUUGACGAGAUGGAUAAAGAUGGUCGUUCAGCAUCACAAGCACUCUCAUUGAAAGAUGAUCACAUAGUUCGGAGAGACAAGCCCCUCGUACCCAAGGAUGCGAAUGAUGAUGAUGAUGAUGUGUAUCUAUCUGCAAAAUCCGGUGAUGGAGAAGGCUUUACGGACGCAGAAGAUUCCCUUCCGGAAAAUGAUGCUCGUGACCUUGUCCAGUCAAUUAAAUCGAUGUACCGGGUUUUGGACUUGGUCAGUGAACGAGGUAGUGGUGGGCUAGUGGACAAAAUUAUUAUUGCGCAGGAUUCACUCCGGACAUUUAUCAAUGCCAUUUGUCCCGGUGCAUAUGUGUCUAUGACGAAUGUCGACUUUAGUGCGCUGGAUGGCUUGAUCGUGAAGCCCAUUGGCAUCUAUGGGAGCAAAGAGGAAAUAGUGCGACUCUUGUCGUCUCUUGGUGCUGUCGAUGACCACGUAGCAGCCCAGCUUGUCACGAACCACAGCGAGUCCAGUGUUUCCAAACCAAGCCUUCGGUCUGGACUUUACAUUGUUCGAACAAAUUAUGAAGCUACCUCCGAUGAACAAGUGUUCGUCAUCUACUGGCCCGAGGAUGCCACUUGGGACGACUCAGCUCCUUCAUCCGUGAAACGCACCCGUGUCACUUUCAUGCGAUACCUUACCACAAUAUGUGAUCAAGUCAUGGCACUCAUCUCCCCUGAGCAUGCACGUUCCGUUGUAUGGAGUGGACAGGAAGGCGAAGACACCAUGGAAAUGGAUGAAAACCAAGACGAGUACGACAGAAUGUUCACAUUCGAAGUUAUGAAAACCAACGAGCAAGAAGAAGCCAUAAAACCGCGUCCUGGUUUCAAGGCUACGUCCAGUCACAUAACCACGCCCCAGGCUCACCCGGAGAUGACAGUGGAUGUUGGACUGCAUAUGCCCUGCUUAUUGCACGGCGAGACUACUCAAGGGUUCAUGACCAGCAGUUAUCUACCUGCCAGGAAGAUCGCUGAAAAGUGGACGCGCAAGUCCAUUACCCGCCUCCAGUUAAGCAAUUGGCUGUGCAAUGACAGUUUGCGGAUAAAUGAGAAUUUGGAUGUCAACGCACUUCAUCUUUUACUGGAUGCAGGCCUUCGAGAUCGCUUUCCGCAACUGUGCAAUCAGUGGCAGCAGGAGUCAGCCGAUAUUUUGUCGAAUGUCUGGGCUUCCAACACAUUGACAGAGGCCAGAACCAGGAGGAAGUUGGAGGAUGACUCGCCCCUUCUUACUCCCAUUUUCCAUUGGGCAUUGGUUGACGCCAUUAUUCAGAAAUUUCCUACUUUCACCCAUGAUUCCUUCCCUUACUCUGCUAAAAACGAGCAGGACUGCCCUGCAACUCAAGAACCCGAACACGCUACCGAGUCGCGCUUGGAACAGCCUCAAUCAUUUCUGAUUCAUUCACUUAGUAGCUCUUCCCCUCACUCCAUGAUGAGCGUACAGCAUAGCUCCAAGGUUCAAGAUGAACUUUCAACUAUCAUUGAGCUAUAUCCAGAAAUAGGGGAAGAGCUUCGUCACACAGUGCAAAAGCUGUGUAUCGAGAAAAUUGACAGUCGCGAUUUCAAGAGCUACAAGCAACGAAUUUAUGUCGCUCAAAGCCUACUUCGUCAAUUUCCAGACAUCAAGAUGGAAGACGAAGAUUUCUUGAAUUUCAUUCUCGACGAGGAUAUACGACAUGUCAGGGAAUCUGUCAGGAUGAUGGGACGAAGUGCUUCUCCGCAUCAGCAGCCAAAGGGAUUGAUCAACACUGCCUUGAAUGGCUUCAAUUCCUUCAUCUCGUCUGGACAAGACUCCCAGUUCGUCGAUAAGACAUUCAACGAAGCAGAGGCUGCUGCAUCUGCAAUCAGUGACACUCAAUUCCUCGCUGAGUUGGAUGACACCGAGAAGUUACCUGUCCUGAAGAAAGUCGUCGCAGGUACCAGGGCUGCUGCGUUGGCGCACUUCAGAUCACUUCUAAUGAUGCAAACAACAACUUUGACUCAUUUGACGCUGCACAUACAAAUCAAUAAGUGUGUUGCCCAGUUUCGUAGGGAAGCGGUCAGCAGUGAAGAAAAACAACAGGCCGAUUCACGAAAGAGGUUGAUCGUUUCCUUCAAUGCCCAUUCGCAGAUAGAUUUUCAUUCGCACACCUCUCUUAUUGAUGCCAUCGAGAAUGGACGAGGCUUAUGGUCUCUAGCACCGUCUUCGGUGCAAAUAACUGGUUCAAGGGAAAAUUUCGAGCAGCCAAAGCUGAAAUUUACAGUUCAUCUCAUGCAAUUGACAGCGCAGGAUUUGCAUUCCUUGCAGUUAGAUUCCAGCGUGGUUCCUUCACCCAAGUUCACGAAUUCGUUCUCAUUCAAGCUACCCUUGGGUCAUUCAGUGGUGAGAGCGCAACUACUUCCAGGCGAGAAGAUCUUGCUUGCAACGACUGAUGGGUUUGGAAGCUUGACGAUGUACCUGGAACAUCUCACUGCUAUUGAGGGCGCCUUGGUUCAUGGUGGCCGCGGGAAAAAGCUACAUAGCAAUAAGAUUGGCGAAUUUGUUCUGGCUUUCGAUGAGUCGAAGCAUGUGCUCAGCGUUGUUGCCACAGAGAAACUCUUGUUACACAUCUUCGUUCACGACGAUAGCCGUGUCGUUUUCCAGGCCAACGGCAGUGCAAUCAAUUUGACGCAAUGGUAUCCUGAAGGGACUUCUAUCAAACAUGCAUGUUUCAUACACGGCGGGGAAGAAUUGCUGCUCGUUGAUACAUUGGCACAGGCCAGAGUUUACUCCUUGACGACCAUGCAGUUCAGGCCCGCAACGCUCAAUCUCAUCCAGAUUCCAACGGCAAUCUACUCGACUCCGGAUGGUUCUUGCUUACUCACGUCUCAUGUCCACGGGACUGACUUGAUACUAACUGCCUACCACUGGAGCACAUUUGGCUCAACGGAUGGCAUCCCACUUGAGAUCCCCAAUCUUCCAUUGGACCAACCACUACUUCUGACGUCGUUGAUUAACCGGAAUGUCGUGCAUUUGGUCACACUUGACAUUAACACACGAUCAUGUCGAUCUAUUGCUCUUGACAUCACCCGGAAAGUGACAGAGUUCACCUUCAAAGAAAGGAGUACCCGAGGAGAGAAUGCAAAAUCUGGAAAUAUCGCUGCCCAUAGCUGCCUCAUUGAUUGUCACGCCGAAGUAUGGACACGCUUCCCGGUUCUUACUGCCAUCCAGCGGGAAACAAUCACUUCUUCAAGUAAGAGGUGUCAGCGAACGUUGGUGUUCGUUACAGAACAAGACUAUGAUAGAUUCAUACCGCACUUCCAUGAUCUUAUUUCAACCUUCGAAAGGACGUCAAAGAAGCCUACUGGAAAUCUUCUCAAGAGCAUUGAUGUCUCUUCAACGACACACUCUGCUUUUCGUAAUAGUCACCUUGGUGGUGCGGAGUGGAGCGUGUCGAAAUUUCGCGCUGGAGAGUGGCUGGCAGAGUUCCUCUGCCUCAUUCCUAUCCAGAUUGCCCUGACAAUGGAGAAUCGUUUCAUCCCGCUAAAGGACGGGGUGUAUUCUACUCAGCUGGAGAAAUCCCUUCUCGGUGCGGAAGUCAACCGUAUUGUCGAUCACCUGUCCUUUGGUUGGUAUGAAUCUUUGUUCCAGUCGUACAUGGCCAAAAAGCCUGUCAAAGUCGUGUCAUCUAUGGGUGAACAAUCAGUGGGGAAAAGCUUUUCCUUGAACCAUCUUGUGGAUACAUCUUUUGCUGGAUCAGCGAUGCGCACAACAGAGGGAGUAUGGAUGUCAGUGACUCCGACCAAAGAUGCUCUUGUGGUUGCUUUGGAUUUUGAAGGUGUCCAUAGUAUUGAACGUUCAGCUCAAGAAGAUACCUUGCUUGUCCUUUUCAAUACUGCAAUCUCUAAUUUGGUGCUAUUCCGGAAUAACUUCGCCUUAAGCCGCGAUAUCACAGGACUAUUUCAGUCAUUCCAGUCCAGUGCGACUGUUCUAGACCCAGCAGCCAACCCGAAUUUGUUUCAAUCAACAUUAGUGAUCAUCAUCAAGGACGUCGUAGAUUCAGACACAUCCGAUAUAGCUAAAGAGUUCGCUCUUAAGUUUCACAAGAUUGUCCAGGAUGAACAAGAGGCCAACUUCAUUUCUCGCCUCCACGCUGGGCAGUUGAAUAUAAUUCCAUGGCCGGUGAUUGAGUCGCAAGAAUUCUACAAGCUGUUUCCAGCCCUUAAGCGUCAAUUGGACAAACAGAAACUUACUCAUAAUACAGCGGGAGAGUUCCUUCAUGUGAUGAAGACCUUGAUGGCAAAACUGAAGGCAAAUGAUUGGGGCGCUCUCUCACAAUCGAUGGCCUCACAUCGAGCACAACUUCUUUCAGUAAUGUUACCCAACGCUCUAGCGUUUGGACUGCAAGAGGUUGAUCCUUGCCCGGAACCUUUGAAGAACCUGGAUGAUGGUGUUCCAAUUGACAUGCCUGAUACUGCGUCGGAAUUCUCAUUAGUGGAGGGGCAGCAGUCCUCUCAUGAGGCCGCUCUGCACGUCCUGUCUCGUGCUUGGCAAGAUUAUGAUUCUCGCCAGCACAUGGCAGACGUUGUUUGGGUUGGAAAUUUGACUGCUCAUAUCGACAAUCUGAUCGAUUUGCGCAUCGCUCACGUUCGCGAGUGGAUAUCAUUGAAUGUUGCUCGCUUUCCAAGCGGGCAAGCAAGCAUUGGCGACCUCAUGAGAACGUUUGGCGGUGCAACAAUAGACUUGAAGAGCAACUUGCAGUUGUGCAAGCUGAAAUGUGCAAGCUGCGAGCUGCUCUGCAUUCAAAGUAGAUUGCACGAUGGACAGCAUAAUUGCCAGACAUCUCAUGCUUGCAUACAUUCUUGCGAUUUCUGUGCGUUAUUCGGAGAGACCAAGGCUUGUACGAUGUCAGCGGGACAUCCAGGCAAUCACAUGUGUCUUGUGAAUGCGCAUCUCUGCGGUCAAACUUGCAAACUUUUUGGGAGACAGGGAUGUCUAAAUGAAUGUACAAAGGUGAUCGCGCAUGCAGAAGACGAUCAUCUGUGUGCUGCUACUGUCCAUGCUUGCGGUCAGCCUUGUGAGCUGUCAAAGUUUAGGUUGGCUGACGGAUCAACUCCAACUUGCCGCGGUAUAUGUGGCACUCCAAUUGACGUGGACCAUGACCAACAUCAGUGUGAUGCUCGACUUUGCUCUUUCCCCUGCCAACUUUGUAAGAGACUCUGUGCGAGUGCAGACCAUCUUCACGGCUUGCAAGACGGUGCUAUUCAUCUCUGCGGGGAGGAACACCCAUGUCCCAAGCUGUGCACUGCCGACGGCAUUUGCGAAAUAGAGACUGCGCCACAAUCAAUCGAGGCGACGUUCACUGGAAAGCACGAGACAUUCCAGUACACGAAGUAUUCACAAGUGGCAAAACGACUGAAAUGUUCCAAACCGAUACCCCCGGGCCUAGCAGCCCAUGAGGGUAAGCAUAAUCAUAGUUUGGACGAAAAAGUGGUGCAUUUUUGCAGAGCAAGGUGUGAGCACUGUGGCUACUAUUGUACAUUACCGCUCGGUCACCCCCAACAAGAACAUGAAACCAGACACGGAUCCAUGUCUUCGUCACAAUGGGCAAUCGAUGGCCCAGAUGGUACAAGUCUCGAGGUUGAAGGCCGUCGCUUCUCCUCAAACGAUGAGGGUGCACCGAUGAUGUGCAACAUUGUCUGCCAGACAUUGGGCAGACACGUACACAUUGACUACUGUCGAUCGCAGGAUGUUACCUCGUGCAGAUUGGACCCUGAAGUUCUGCAUAUAUCCAAGAGAGUGUCACCAACCCCGGACCGUCCUAAAGACUUUUUGACACACAAUCUCUUCUGGCGACGGAGUGGCUUCAAAGAUCCAUACUCCCGGGAAGAACAAGCAAACUUUGCAAAGUGUGACGCCAUGUGCAGUGGUCCUGAACACACAACUGCAGAGGGAAAUGCCGCUCAGCCCUCUUUUUGUACUUUGCCUCUCUUUCACGUUCCGAUGGAUCCAAACACCCCCCUAGAGAGCCUCGGAUACAUCUCCAAUGAUGGGCAUCAUUUCUCUUGCAGGAAUCCCGUGGUGAUGCAGCAAGCGUUUCACGUAAUCUUUGUGGCAGAUAGAUCUCGCUCCAUGUGUCGGAGAGAUCGGCAACCUCUCAGGAAUACACCCACCUCGGACAAAAUUAUUCGAAGCUCUAACAAUAGGUUUGGCGCUGUUCUGUCGUCCUUGUACAGCUUCUGGUCUGCCCGAGCUGCAGCAGUCGCUGGUUCACAAGCAGCUAGACGAGACUCCUACAGUGUCAUCCUGUUUGAUCAGUCUGUCGUGGACGCCGUGGUCAACGAUUUCUCCAGCUCGCCUGACAACUUGCUAGACGCUGUGUUACGUUAUCAAACUUCAGCAGGCACAAACUUCACUGCUGCCAUUCAACGUGUCCAGUCAGUUAUGGAGCAACACUGGAGCACAGAGAGAACCCCUGUAAUAAUAUUCCUGUCCGAUGGCGAGAGCCCUAUCGAGGACCAAAUCAUUCAAGAUUUGUGCCGCUCUGCAAUCCGUCUUGGAAAACCAUUAUCCUUCCACUCUGUUUCUUUUGGCCAAGAUAAACAUUCUUCGUCAUUGAGAAGAAUGUCCCAGAUCGCUCUAGAAGCCCAGAACAACGCCCCGCGAGACCCCUUGGCUCCCGUGGCGGCCACUGUUUUAUCCACAUACUCAGAAGCUUUAGAUACGGUUCAACUUGCUGAAACAUUCCUCGGAAUUGCUCAUUCACUCACAAAGCCAAGAGGGUUUCUCAUUAGCAACAAGGACACGUAAAAUGGGGGAAGGGAUACAGAAAUGACAUGUACACGUUGCGUUCUGAUAUCUUGGCUAGAUGCUUCAGUGCUCAGCAAUACUGCUAGCAAUUGUAAAGUU